Ochlerotatus camptorhynchus is the source of this 3742-nucleotide messenger RNA. Its product is annotated as fl(2)d-associated complex component-like. The record is from RefSeq and is a predicted model, not a curated record. Gene Ontology annotation, cellular component: RNA N6-methyladenosine methyltransferase complex. Lineage: Eukaryota; Metazoa; Arthropoda; Insecta; Diptera; Culicidae. The transcript has 4 exons. The annotation marks the transcript as partial.
UCGGCAUCCGAAAGUUUGUUGUCUGAAAAUUGUGAAAAUUCAUUGAAAUUUUCGAGUGCUUAACAUCCAAAAAGUGUUUCUGUCGGAUCCUGGUGCGCGAAUAAAUCGUUGCAGUGCUUCGAACUAUCCCAUUCGCAACGGCAAAACUGCUAUUCUUUGUUUCCUUUUUCGACUUUUUCCCCUUUCGAGAGAAGUGCGAAAUAUGUGCGUUCCAUUGCGGCGGGUGUCGAAAAUAAGAUGUCUACACCUGUAAAGCGUAAAAUUACACUCGAGCUCAAUCCGAAUAAAAAAGUUCUUCCCAAGGAUCGCCCCAGCGUGUUCCAGCGGCUCGGAACCAAAAAAUUCCAAACAUCGGUCACUGGCGGAAGCGGUCCCGUAAAGCUACACCAGGAACAAGAUUCGACUGUCAACAAGGAAGAGAUCGUCAAGCGCAUUGUUGGCUGUGACGAUCCCGAACCGGUUCCACCUCCGAAGAUUGUACCGGAGAGUGUCUCGGCGCACGCCAGACUCAUUGAAGCGCAGCUUGCAGCCAAACUCGGCAAGGUUAUAGUUAGCAGAGGCGAAACUAUUGGCGCUGUUGUAGGCCCAUCGAACGUGGGUAACGUUUCCAACCGGAGCGAAGCGGAACGUGGUAGUGGUGGUGGUGGGGGUGGACACAGCGUUACGUCGACCAUAGAACGAGGUGGGCCUGGUGGUGGUAGUAGUUCCGCACCAUCAGGUGGAGGCGGCGGAGGUGGUGGCUGGGAUCAAUCCAGUCUGGAGAAUGCUGAUCAGGACAUUCUAGAGCGCAAACGAAAAGAAUUACAGCACGAGCUGAAACUAGAGAUGGACGCCAGUGGAGGUGGAAGCAGUCAUCAUCACCACCAUCAUCAUUCUUCAUCGUCAAUGAUGAAGCAAAAAUCCGCUAAGGAGACGCUGGUAGUGAAGAAGAUUCGCAAGGUACCGGCACCACGUAGGUCUUCCUCUAGUUCGGAUAGUUCGAGCAGCAGUGGAUCGGAUUCAUCAGACUCGGAUUCAAGUUCUAGCUCGAGCAGUUCCAGCCGAGAUUCUAGAAGAGUGAAGAAACGAGCCGUUAGGCAACGACGCGAUUCUAGCUCUAGCUCGGAUGGGGGCGGAGGCAAAAAAGUUGCCAAGAAGCAUGUCAAAAAGGUUUCUGCAGAUGGAACUAAGCGAAUUGUAACUAAGAAAAUCGGAGGUCAUUUAACUAAGAUUCGCGUCAAGAAAGUUACGAGCCCUGGUGGAACAACCAGUCAUAUUCGUAAAGUUGCCAGGGAAGUUUCUCCUAGCGGAAAGACACCGACAAAAUACACCGUCAAAAAAGUGGUGGCUUUGAAGAAAGAAAAACAUGUUGCCGUUGUUGAUGCACGUGAACGUGUUCGCGAAAAGGAACGUGAAUUAGCUCUCCGGGAGAAGGAACGCGAAAGAGAAAAAGAACGUUUGCGUCUUCGCGAAAGAGAACGGGAACGGGAACACGUCAAGAGUCGCUCUCCAAGAGCGCACAUCCGAUCCCGUUCGCCACGGGCACGAAUAUCGCCGACUGUUGUACCGGUUUCUGCCCGCGGAAGAGAGAAGAAAAAAUCUCCUGAAGGAUCUAGAUAUAGAGAACCGGUUGCAGCCGUGGUUAGACGACCAGAGCGUUCCCCGGAACGCAUUGACGAUCGGCGAAGACAUGAAACGCUGAAAGAUCGUGAACGUCGUGAAAGGCAGGAACGGGGAGAACUUGCCAGGACCAAGGAACGCGAAGAAGCGCUUGCUCGUUGUCAGGAGCGACAGCGUGAACGGGAACGCCUCGCCGCUGCUAAAGAGAGACCAGCUCCCCGACGCGAACGAGAAAAUCCUGUUGAUGGCGGUUUGGACAAACCCGAUCGCCAUCGGCCAGUUGAACGACUUUUGCCACGUCCAGCAGAACGUGCGCGAGCUUUGGCUGCUGCUAGAUCUCCUGGUAAAAUCGAUCACGACCGUAGCCGUACUCCUAACUCACCGAGAAGCCGUGAUCGGCUCGCUCCUCGGGAGCGAUCAUUUGACCGUGGUGUCGUGGAAAGAGGAUUUAUAGAACAUCAUGAUCGUCGUACUCGUUCCAGGGAACGAGAAUAUGUGGCCCCUAUUGUUAGGGGCGCAAGGAGCCGUGAUAGUCCAUAUGACCGUCAUGCAGCUGCCCCAGCUCGAGAUACCCGAGAGUACAGGGAACCUGAAGGCCGGCCCGCUUACGACAGAGAAAGAGGUCGCAGCCAAGACUAUGGUCGCACCGAAUACCCGGAUGAUCCUCCACCAAGACGAGAACUUGAUAGAGAAUGGGAACGGAACCGUGAACCAGAUCGUGCACCACCAGCGCCGCGUACGUAUGAAAGACGUGAAGAACACGGUCGAGAUUGGGAUCGUGAGCACUGUCGUCCACCACAUAGCCACAGCCAUGAACCUGAUUCUUAUCAAGGUCCGUCUAGGAACUGGGAUGAAUCACGCUGGAAAGAAGCUGAUGGUUGGGUUAACGAAAAGGAACGGAAUGAAUGGAAGUUCAAGGAGCGUGCAUGGGAACACGACGAUCAUCCAGCUGUGGGGCCGCCGACGCAUUCUCACAGUCAUAGUGGUGGUCGUCGAUGGCAACAUACACAUCCUGAGCCGAACCAAGGACCAAAUUGGCAUGGUAAACCAAAAGAAGAUAUGGAGUUUGGCCCACGCCACAAAUUGGCCGGAAGGCUCGGUGAUAGAGUCGGGAAUGACAACACAAUGUUCCGACGGCAGCACCAAGGCCAUCAGCCAAUGUUUCAACGCCACGGUCGUAAUGGACCCCCCGCAGGAAUAGCUCCAGGUCGUUUUGGAAAUCAGAAUAAGUAUAGCAUCAAUCGCACUCAGCAAAAUCUUGCAGCCCAACAUCAACAUCCACACCAACAUCCGCCACUCCAACAACGGCAGCAGCAAGAACAACAAACACAAGGAUCACAACCUAUUGGCCCAGGACCCUCUAAUCAGUUAAGUCAAUCAGGACCAGCCCCACCAGGUCCAUUAAUCAUCGACUCCAACGUACAACCACCGGUCUCAACGCCAACGACAACUUCUAAUGAACCUAAAGAUGAUCUUCCACCUCUGAUUCACCCGAUUCCCCAAGUAUCUGAAGGGAUUCCAGCUGUUAAACCCGUCGAAGAAUCACAAACUCAACAAAGUCCAUUAACUGUUGUUACCGUUACUACUGCUGCUCCUGUAGACAGUGCAACAUCUACUGGACCUGCCGAAAGCGUCGAAUCUACAGAUAAUGCAGCAAUACCCGACGCAGUGGAACAAGGUACGGUAACCAACGCAGCGGCCACGACAGAGAAACCUCCCGAGCCGGUUGUUGCUCCUCCUGAGCCCAUGGAUGAGGACAAUCUCAGCGAAAUCAGCGACGAUCCGGAUGAUAUCUUGACUAGAGAAGAAGAUGAUGAUUUCACCGAUUCCUUACUGGUUGCCGGAGAGGCUAGUGAUCAGCCUAAUACGGCCAAACUCUCAGGAUCUGCACCAGUCGUUCUCAAUUCGUCCUCUAUGAUGAUUCCAUCGCAAGUGAUUCAAAAUCAUUCACAACAGUCUCAACCACAACAACAACAACAGCAACAGCAGCAAAAUCAACAGCAACCCUCCGGCAUAAAGCGUCCUUUUUUAUCUAAAGCUCGCUACAAAUCCUACGAUGGGUGUAUCGGGGGAUCAAUCCAAGAUCUCUACGCGAAUAUCGAUGACGUUGGGACGUCGUUUCGAACCGGCCCCGGAGUAAGCC